Paramisgurnus dabryanus is the source of this 5695-nucleotide messenger RNA. RefSeq names its product regulating synaptic membrane exocytosis 2a (gene rims2a). Gene Ontology annotation, biological process: regulation of synaptic vesicle exocytosis; intracellular protein transport; regulation of synaptic plasticity. Gene Ontology annotation, cellular component: presynaptic membrane; cytoskeleton of presynaptic active zone. Gene Ontology annotation, molecular function: transmembrane transporter binding; small GTPase binding. NCBI's taxonomy places the organism in Eukaryota, Metazoa, Chordata, Actinopteri, Cypriniformes, Cobitidae. The record is from RefSeq and is a predicted model, not a curated record.
CUCGUAUUCGCCGUAGUACGAUUCGUGAUUUCGCCUUCCGGCCGGGCGGCUUAGCUCCACCCCAACUCUUACAAUUGGGAUUCUGUAUAGCUGCAUCCAUUUUCGUGUAUUUAAGAUAUCUUCAAGAAUUAACAAACGUGGAGAAAAGCGAGACGCAGAGGUACGGAGGGUCUCGAAAAGCAAACGAGGUGGAUUCGACAUCUAUAUUAUGAGAUGCAAAGGAACCCACCCAGGACGAUGACAGCGAUGGGUUAGACAGGAUUGUACACGAUGAUGGCAAAAUAAAAGCAUUAUUCUGUAAAGAUGUCUGCUCCAGCCGGGCCCCACAGCGGGCCUGUCCUGCCGGAGAUGCCCGACCUGAGCCACCUCACCGAGGAGGAGAGAAAGAUCAUCCUCGGUGUCAUGGACCGGCAGAAGAAAGAGGAGGAAAAGGAGCAGUCCAUGCUGAAGGUCAAAGAAGAUGCAAAAACUCAGCCAGUCCAGUGGUUUCCCUUUAGUGGGUUCACUGAUCUGGUUAAUAAUGUCCUCCAGCCCCAGACAAAGUCUCAAAACCAACCUCAAACAGACCCUUCAAAAGAACCAGAGACGAAACUGCACCAGCAAUUUGAGAGUUAUAAGGAGCAGGUGAAGAAGAUGGGAGAGGAAUCACAGGCCAGCCAGGAACAGAAGGGCGACGCCCCCACCUGCGGAAUCUGCCAUAAAACCAAGUUUGCCGACGGCUGUGGCCACCUCUGUUCUUAUUGCCAAACCAAGUUCUGUGCACGAUGUGGAGGAAGAGUUGCACUACGCUCGAACAAGGUAAUGUGGGUUUGCAACCUGUGCCGAAAACAACAAGAGAUCCUCACCAAGUCCGGGGCCUGGUUUUACAGCGGGGGGCCGGAGGCCGUCCUGCCCUCUGGCGUGAGUGACCCCCGUCGUCGCCACGAAGAGGCUCCUCAAGAGAAGAAGGCCAAACUGCAAGAACCCCCUCUUCUGUACCAGGGGCCGCCAGGGGACCGCACCAGAGCCCCGGGACUUCCGCGUCAGGCGUCUCUUAACAACGACACUCUGACUAACAGGAAAAGAAGCCCAUCUGCAACCAGGGAUCCAAACCAAAAAUACGACCAAAGGGAGGAAAAAGCGGAGCGUUCACAGUAUGCCCCAGGGCAGGGCGGCAUGCCACGAUCGCCGUCUGACUACGGGGCCGGAGAGCGGCAAUGUCGAGGAGGUUACGGUCGCACCUACGAGGACGCAGAGGUAGCGCGGGGGGCAUACCGUGCUCAACGGGGCGGAUGGCACUCUCAGGAAGAGUAUCCGCCUGAACCUGGUUUCCUGCCCGACGGCCCGCCCCUCAGCGAACACGAGCUACAGCGCAAGCGGCAAGAGGAGUACCAGAACCGUUACCGUAGCGACCCGAACCUGGCCCGCUACCCGGUCAAGCCGCAACCCUACGAGGAACAGAUGCGCAUGCACGCGGAAGUGUCGCGCUUUAGGCACGAACGGCGCCAUAGCGAUGUAUCCCUUGCUUACACGGAGAUGGACGAGCCUCUCGGGCCCCUGCGUGGACCUCGCUACUCACAAGGCCCCGGACACACGCAGCGGAGGUCCAACCACAGUCCACCGGGUAUGGACUCCCUUAAUAGACAGCAGCACCUAGAUCCCGUCUCAGCCGUACGGAAGAAUAAACGAGAGAAGGUGGAAAGCAUGUUGCGGAACGACUCGCUCAGUUCGGACCAAUCGGAGUCGGUCAGGCCGCCACCGCCCAAACCACACAAGUCCAAGAGGGGUGGCAAAAUGAGACAGGUGUCCCUGAGCAGCUCAGAGGAGGAACUGGCCACUACACCCGAGUACACCAGCUGCGAGGACGUGGAGAUCGAGAGUGAAUCCGUUAGCGAAAAAGGGGACAGUCAAAGGGGAAAAAGACAAACUUUUGAGCAGUCACACAUCAUAUCUGAGGGCCAAAAGAAAAUGGUGCGCUUUGGGGGACACUCUUUGGAGGAAGAUGCUGAUUGGUGUGAACCCCAAGUUAAAGACUCGGGGGUUGAUACGUGCAGUAGCACGACCCUAAAUGAGGAACAUAGCCAUAGUGAGAAGCACCCGGUCACAUGGCAGCCCUCCAAAGAUGGAGAUCGACUUAUAGGCAGGAUUCUGCUUAACAAGCGGAUGAAGGAUGGCAGCAUUCCCCGCGACUCCGGUGCUCUUUUGGGAUUGAAAGUGGUUGGGGGAAAGAUGACAGAGUCUGGUCGACUUUGUGCUUUCAUCACCAAAGUAAGGAAAGGGAGUUUAGCGGAUACUGUUGGACACCUCAGACCAGGUGACCAGGUCCUAGAGUGGAAUGGCAGAAAGUUGCAAGGAGCGACAUUUAAAGAAGUUUACAAUAUCAUUUUAGAAUCAAAGCCAGAGCCUCAGGUGGAACUAGUGGUCUCACGGCCCAUUGGAGAUAUACCCAGGAUACCUGAAAGCACACAUUCACAACUGGAGUCCAGUUCCAGUUCAUUUGAGUCACAGAAGAUGGAUCGGCCAUCUAUAUCCAUCACGUCUCCCAUGAGCCCUGGUGUGCUGCGGGACGCCCCUCAGUAUUUAUCGGGACAGCUUACAAGCCAAAGCCUUAGUAGAAGAAUUGAGCCUUUUAAUCCUAGAGUUCAGGUCAAACUGUGGUAUGACAAAGUCGGCCAUCAGCUCAUCGUCACCAUACUGGGGGCGAAGGACCUGCCUUCAAGAGAAGACGGCCGACCGCGAAAUCCAUACGUGAAAAUCUACUUCCUCCCUGACAGAAGUUUGAAUAAUUGUUUCUCCAGUGACAAAAGCAAAAGAAGAACAAAAACGGUAAAGAAAUCACUAGAGCCCAAAUGGAACCAGACCUUUAUGUAUUCUCCCGUCCACCGGCGAGAGUUCAGGGAACGUAUGCUGGAGAUCACGCUGUGGGAUCAGGCCCGGGUACGAGAAGAAGAGAGUGAGUUCCUGGGAGAGAUCCUCAUAGAGCUGGAAACAGCACUCGUAGAUGAUGAGCCACACUGGUACAAACUCCAAACGCAUGAUGUGUCAUCAGUCCCCCUGCCCAAGAGCUCCCCCUCCAUGCAGAGACGAGCACUGCAUGGAGAGAGUCCCUCACGCAGAUUGCAGAGGUCCCAGAGGAUCAGUGACAGCGAGUUUUCAGACUAUGACUGUGAAGAUGGUGUUGGUGUUUUAUCAGACUAUAGAAACGGCAGGGAUCUCCAGAGCUCCACCCUCUCUGUGCCCGAACAGGUCUUAUCGUCCAAUCAUUGCUCUCGGUCAGCAGACAUCAACCGGGCGCGGUCACGGUCACCCAGUGUGCCCCCUUCUCAGAGUCAUUUUCUCACCUUACCUCGAACCCGACACAGUCAGCCUCAUGACAGUCAGCUGGAGGAGCUCAGGAAUUACGGAGCGCACGACUAUCACCACAGGUCCCGCUCUGCAGACCAGCGGUCCGCACUGGAGAGACCUAUGUACAGUCGCUCUCGCUCCACGGAGCGGCCGCCCGACAGCCCUCACUUGAGGUCAUCAAUGCCCUCCCUGCCGUCAGGACACUCCGCACCAUCUUCCCCUGCCUUAUCGAGGGCUCAUCCUCGUGGAGGAUCGGCUCAGACCAGUCCCACCGGCACACCUCUAAACAACAGGAGAGGACGACAGCUACCACAACUGCCUCCCAAAGGAACGCUAGAACGAAAAGACUGUGAUGAAGAACCUGAGCCAUGUCCAGGUGCUUUGGACGUCGAAGAGCGAACGCGGGAGAUGAAGCUGAAGAUGAACAAAUAUAAACAAGGAACUGGUUCAGACUCCAGACUCGAACAGGAUUAUCAAUCAAAGCGUUCAGGCAGGGACCCUCAGCGAGGAGAAAACCUCUCGGCCAAAUCUUCGGACAGUGAUGUUAGCGACGUGUCCGCUGUGUCGAGAACCAGUAGCGCAUCUCGAUUCAGCAGCAUGAGCUACAUCUCUGUCCAAUCAGAACGGCCGCGGGGAAGCCGAAAGAUCAGUGAAUUUACAUCCAAAAUGAAACACAGGCAAAUGGGAGCGGCCCCCGGUGGCAAUAUGACCAAAAGCACCAGCAUCGGCGGGGAAAUGUGCAGUCUGGAGAAGACCGACGGCAGCCAAUCGGACACGGCCGUGAGCCUGGCGGGAACCGUUCAGAAGAAACGACGCUCCAGCAUCGGCGCCAAGAUGGCGGCAGUCGUCGGGUUGAGUCGAAAGAGUCGUAGCGCAUCCCAACUCAGCCAGACAGAAGCAGGAGGAAAGAAGCUUCGUAGCACAAUUCAGAGGAGCACGGAGACCGGUCUGGCUGUGGAGAUGCGAACCCGAAUGACCCGGCAGGCCAGUCGUGAAUCCAAUGAUGGAAGCAUGAACAGUUACAGCUCGGAGGGGAAUCUCAUCUUCCCUGGUGUAAGACUUUCCUCUGACAGCCAGUUCAGUGAUUUCCUGGAUGGACUUGGCCCCGCCCAGCUUGUGGGAAGACAGACGUUAGCCACACCCCCUAUGGGUGACAUUCAGAUUGGGAUGGUGGAAAAGAAAGGAGCGCUGGAGGUUGAGGUCAUCCGGGCCAGAGGCCUUGUGGGCAAACCAGGUUCUAAAGCAUUGCCAGCCCCUUACGUUAAAGUGUAUCUACUGGAGAAUGGUGCCUGUAUAGCAAAAAAGAAAACAAAAGUAGCACGAAAAACACUGGACCCACUCUACCAGCAGCAGCUGUCGUUUGAAGAGACUCCAGGAGGAAAAGUUUUACAGAUCAUUGUAUGGGGAGACUACGGACGUAUGGACCACAAGUCUUUCAUGGGAGCUGCUCAGAUACUUUUAGAUGAUCUGGACUUGUCCAACCUGGUUAUUGGCUGGUUUAAGCUGUUCCCUCCCUCUUCAUUAGUCGACCCAACUUUGGCCCCGUUGACUAGAAGAGCGUCCCAGUCAUCUCUCGACAGCGGACCUUUUGGUCGCUCGUAGCAGUUUUUUGAAAUUAGCGUUAUUGUAGCAGCCAUUGGGUCGAGUUUGAGAUUUGCGACAGGUCCCGUUUCCCCGGUAACACUGCAUGCUUGAUGUUGUGUGUUCAGAGCUUGUUUCUUAGGGGUGAUUAAAGGGGUCCUGUGUUUGCUCGCAAAAAAAGUCGCACACAUUGUGCGCAAAGAGCACCCACUAAGGGUAGGGGAGAGACAAGCUGAACAAAGCUGAAAAUGGGCUCGUUAGCUUAAGGAAAAUCACAAUUCCUGCUUUUAGAACCUUUUUGAAGCCAUCAGAGAUGGGUCUGAACUUAGAACCAGUCGGAUUCUUCAGAAGCCCUUUUUGAAUCGGGCUACAAUGUUCUCUUCGACUUUUCUUUUACCAUUUAUUUCAUGUAUGUUUUAAUGUUGAUGUAUUUGUAUCUACAUGGGCUAACAGUGUUCCUUACCAGAGACUGGGUCAAGCCAUGCCAACAGACCCAGAAAUGUACACGUGAAACAAGAAUAUGAGAUGGGAUUGAGCUUUGAUUUUGCACCUCACUCCCCUGAUAUGAUUCUGCUAGAUCAACACGGAGACGAAAUCUAGGUUUGAAUUGUUGUGAAAAACCUUUUAAGAUCAAACUGAAUUACUUCUCUUGAUACUGUAUGAAAACUAAACGUUUUUAUUUUGCAUGGACACAACUUUAGCUGAACUUAAGAAAAAAAAAGAAAAAAUUGUUGGAAAAUAAAUACAAAAUAUUUUCUUGAGACUGCUACUCUCAACAACUACAAGAAAA